Panicum virgatum (switchgrass) is the source of this 516-nucleotide messenger RNA. Its product is annotated as thioredoxin reductase NTRA-like. The coding region runs from base 1 to 516 and encodes 171 amino acids. The record is from RefSeq and is a predicted model, not a curated record. NCBI's taxonomy places the organism in Eukaryota, Viridiplantae, Streptophyta, Magnoliopsida, Poales, Poaceae. Gene Ontology annotation, molecular function: oxidoreductase activity. The transcript has a single exon.
AUGAACCUCUGCUCCAAGCUCCUCGCGUUACUCCGCAAGUCCCGCGCGCUCACCACCAUGGCCGCCGCCGCCGCCGCCGCGACGGCCUCCGCGACGGCCAACGGGAUGGAGGAGGCGGCAGCGGGCCCGCUGCGCACGCGCGUCUGCAUCAUCGGCAGCGGCCCCGCCGCGCACACGGCGGCCGUCUAUGCCGCGCGCGCCGAGCUCAAGCUUGUGCUCUUCGAGGGCUGGCUCGCCAACGACAUCGCUGCGGGGGGCCAGCUCACCGCCACCACCGACGUCGAGAACUUCCCGGGGUUCCCCGGGGGCAUCCUCGGUGCCGAGCUCAUGGACCGCUGCCGCGCACAGUCGGCCAGGUUCGGGACCAAGAUCCUCACCGAGACCGUCACCUCCGUCGACUUCUCCGCUCGCCCCUUCCGCGUCGCCUCCGACGACACCGUCGUGCACGCAGACGCAAAUCGGCGCGCGGAGAGAUGGGCCCACAGGGAGCACCCGCCGCGCGCGGAGACCGGGUGA